Ilex paraguariensis (yerba mate) is the source of this 264-nucleotide messenger RNA. The record is from the annotation of a GenBank genome assembly. NCBI's taxonomy places the organism in Eukaryota, Viridiplantae, Streptophyta, Magnoliopsida, Aquifoliales, Aquifoliaceae.
AUGACCAAUGUACUUAGGCUCGCCUUCUUGGGGGUCGAUAAGGUGGCUGUAGCUUUGGCUUCUCUCGCCAGCGGUACCAGCAAAGAGAAGAAGAAAGACAUGAAAGAUGGUUCAAUGGUUAUUCUAAAAGCUGCUGCUACUGCAGUUGUAGUGGUGGUGGUUGACAUUAACAUGAAGAUUCCUUACUGUGAAGUUGGAAGCAAGAUGACCAAUAUACUUGGGGCCUUCUUCGGCAUCGUCAUUGGGUCGUUGCGGGGACUGUAG